This is a messenger RNA of Sodiomyces alkalinus F11, 2407 nucleotides long. RefSeq names its product WD40 repeat-like protein. The transcript has 6 exons. Gene Ontology annotation, cellular component: Set3 complex. NCBI's taxonomy places the organism in Eukaryota, Fungi, Ascomycota, Sordariomycetes, Glomerellales, Plectosphaerellaceae. Gene Ontology annotation, molecular function: transcription corepressor activity; protein binding. Gene Ontology annotation, biological process: regulation of transcription by RNA polymerase II. The coding region runs from base 419 to 2389 and encodes 656 amino acids. The record is from RefSeq and is a predicted model, not a curated record.
ACUCUACCGAAAUCGAGCUCAUCUUCAAUUUCUCUCCCCGAGCCUUUUCAUUCCUCAACAUCGAUGGAGGCGGAGAAGAAGAAGAGAAGACGACACGCAGAUUCUCACCCACUCGCCCCUAUUGCUUGCGCGUUAUACUCAGCUUCCGAUCCAUAGUCGCCUUUCAUUAUCGGAUUAAGGGAAGAAAAAGGGCGAACCGACCAUCAGCGCAAGCCCGUUAAAGUCCCAAAACUCUCACUCGCGAGGAAAAACGCUUCAUGCGGUCUGGCCUACUGCCUCGCAUUCCAUCGACGGGGGGGUUUUUUUUUUCACUUUCGCAUCAACGCGUCGUCGCAUCGCCACAUCGUUUAAACUCCGAGCCCACCUAACGAUUGAGAAGCCGCCGCAGCGGAGUGCUGCCUCUUAUUUAUCGCCAACCAUGAUCAAGGAGUUUCUCGAUUCGGACAGAUUGAACUACCUUGUGUGGAGGUACCUCCUGGAAAGCAAUUACCGGGAGACGGCAGCCAAGUUUCAGAAGGAAUGGCGCGUCCAGGAACCUCACCGGCAUUUUGAUUUUGCGCGCCACAUCAAGAGCCAUGCUCUGGUCUCGGUCAUCAACAAGGGCCUCUGCUACCAUGCACUUGAACGAGAAUAUGCACAGAAAGCUUUACCUCCAGAUGCACCAGCUUCGGCAGUCGAAGCAGUUCAAGUAGGUAUUUUUGGCCCUAUUGUCGCACAGCCGCCGCCGCCGCCGCAUAAGGUGGAAGACGACGAUGAGGGCAGCAUCGGCGAGGUGGAAAACCCGCGGAAGCGCCAGUUGGACAGCCGUUCGCACCGUGACCAGCAUGAGGUGAAUGGAUCGCAGGCCAAGCGCCCGAGACUCAGCAAUGGGUACGAAAAUGGGGUGGAUGCAGCCACGACACCAAUGGAAAUCGACAACCACCACAAUCAUCACCACAAUCAACACCACAAUCAACACCACAAUCAACACCACAAUCAACACCACAAUCAACACCAUAAUCAACACCACGCACCGGACGAGAACAACCCAGCUUAUCCGUCCCCACAGGAUGGCGAACAGGCCCCAAGCCCCAUCCCUCACACCGAUGGCCCCGAGCAGGGCACGCAGGUCGACAAGGUGGUCGAGCUGGCCACAGAGACGACAUUUUUGCGAUUGAUGCCAGACGACUCUCCCUCGUCUCCCGCCGCCGCCGCCACCACCGCCACCACUACAGCACUGUCUGCGCCGCACCCUGAAAAUGCACCCAUCUUGCUGCGCUGCGAGUGGAACCCCAGGGAUCCAUCGAGCUUGGCGGCUUCUGGGACGGACGCGCUAGCCCGCAUUUGGACAGUCCCACGGGCCGCCACCACCUCCCCGAAAGACACGGAUGAUGAAAUCUCCGAUCACGUGAACGGUGUCGACCGACCGUUUCAUAGCCUCGUCGACAGUGCAACGCCGCGCACGGCGACUGUCGGUCAGAUGGCCUGGAACUCGGCCGGUACGGUCAUCGCCGUGGCCGCGGACCACGACGGUCAGGCGUCCAUCAGCACCUGGACCAAGGACGGCGAUGCGCUCAGUCGCUUUGACAUCUCCGAACCUCCCGUCAUCAAACUUCGCUGGAACCCGUCGGACACGGCGCUGCUGGCUAUUACCCCCCUUAACGGCAGUGCCCUCGUGACUGUGUAUGAGAUGCCCUCGUACCACUCGCGGACCUAUUCGCUGGCCGGGCACGACUUGCUCCAGUGGCCGCUCGACGCGGCCUGGACGAGCGACACGGACAUUUUGUUGUGCGGCGGAGACGUCCUGGUGUUGCUCCGAUGCACCGAAUCCGGCAUUGUUGUGGAGAAGAAGUUCGAGACGCGACAGGAAGACAGCUUUUUGCAGGUGCAAUUUGACACACGAUCAAAGUUGGCGGCCACAGCUAGUGCUAAGGGCGUUAUUGACCUAUGGGACGAAACGGGAGAGCGGCAAUCCAUUUCGGCGCAUUCGGGGACCAUCACGGCGCUGCAGUGGCAGCCGUUGCCAACGGAAGCUCAAACGGACGACGAUGAACGGCUCCUCGCAAGCGGCGGGGACGACUGCGCGAUUCUCAUUUGGAACGCGCGGAAGGCGGACAAGAAAGCGAGGUGCUUCCUGACGAUGGACUCUCCCAUCGUUGGGCUGGCGUUCACUCCGGACGGCGCGUUCAUAGCUGGCGCGACAGCGGGUCGCAUCCUCAUCUGGAAGGUCGGCGAGCACAGCGUUCCCCGGGCUAGCUGGAGCCGGACACCACACCCGGGAUGGCUGAGCCCGAAGACCAGCUCGGAAGCCGAGGAAGAGGAUGAGCAUUGUCUGGGAUGGGACUGCGACGGCCAGAGGUUGGCGUAUGGAGCUAAUAGCAGGCUUGCCGUCGUAAACUUUAGACGAUGAUACCAGGCGGCGGGGGGG